Molecule: messenger RNA, 776 nt
Organism: Umbelopsis ramanniana AG
Lineage: Eukaryota; Fungi; Mucoromycota; Umbelopsidomycetes; Umbelopsidales; Umbelopsidaceae
Exons: 1
Coding region: 146-610 (154 amino acids)
Biological process (GO): regulation of cyclin-dependent protein serine/threonine kinase activity
Cellular component (GO): cyclin-dependent protein kinase holoenzyme complex; nucleus
Molecular function (GO): cyclin-dependent protein serine/threonine kinase regulator activity; protein kinase binding
Source: RefSeq, a predicted model, not a curated record
CAAUGAACUACGCUUCGGCGGACGAUUUAUACUGGACCCGCCAUUUUUUAAUUCAAAAAAGUCUUGGAAGAACCCAUCUGUACAUUCCCCCCUCUCCUUUUCCACUCUCUUCUCUUUAUUUCCUUCCUUCCAACAAACGACCACCAUGUCCUUCAUAAAAGGGAUACCAUCGUUUCCAGAAAGCCAUCGUUUGCCGGUCAUGCCAACCCUCAGCUCCAAUAAUCCUGACCAACUAGCCGACUUUUGCGCUUUUGUCGUGCCAUGUAUAUGGGGCGACGGAUGGGCCAAGCUAGGCACCUCAACCGUCGAUUCCAAGCGAUAUUCAAUGUUCAGAAGUUUCUGUAAAGACGUAAUAUCCGCCACUCAAAUAUCCAGUUCCUGUAUACUGGUCAGUCUGAGAUACAUUCGAGUUUUACGGUCAUGCUACCCCAGCAUCAAAGGCUCCGUUGGUUCGGAAUUUCGCCUAUUUACAACGAGUUUGAUUCUCGCCAAUAAGUUUUUAGAUGAUAACACGUAUACGAAUAAGGUAGGCCGGAUGAUUCGAGGUCGCAUAUUUUAUUUUUUUUCAUUGGUCACUCACACACCAUCAUUCCCUGUAGACUUGGUCUGAAGUAUCCAAUAUUCCCGUCAAUGAACUCAACAUUAUGGAAAUCGAAUUUUUAUCAGCAUUAGAUUACAAUGUCUAUGUUAGCGAAGAACAAUACUUGGCAUGGAUAUCGGAAUGUGAUAAUCUCAUAGCCAUGGAUUCACGACGUAAAUAUCGACCCAUCAAGACC